Molecule: messenger RNA, 11340 nt
Organism: Spirometra erinaceieuropaei
Lineage: Eukaryota; Metazoa; Platyhelminthes; Cestoda; Diphyllobothriidea; Diphyllobothriidae
Source: the annotation of a GenBank genome assembly
AUGAAAAAUGAUCUUCUUCCUAUUGACUGGGCAUCCAAACCCUCCAGCGAUAUCGACGAGGUUUGUUGUCAGUUCAAAGUGAUAUUCCAUAGCCACAUCUCCAUUCGCUGCCCAAUCAUGCGAAGAAGACCAACAAGCAGACUCCGCUGAUUGACUCCAUCCUUGAAAAAGGAAGUUAGCAAGCAGAGGAAGUUAUGGAAAAGAUCCAUCAUUUAUCGGAUGCUUGAGUUCAUAAACAGUAACAAGUUACUGAGAAACCGAGUCAAAAUUCUCAUCGCCAGAGAUCGGAAAGUCUUCGAAAAGGAUCUUUUGAACCGUGCCAUGGUUAAUCCCAAAGUCCUUUACAGCUACAUAAGACAGAGCACACGGAACAAAGACCCCAUCCCACUGCUGUGAACGGCCGAGGAAACGGAAAACUCAGAUGACAAGGAUAAGGCUGAACAUCUCUCUCUCUCUCUCUCUCUCUCAGUUUUUUCAGUCCGUAAGACAAAGAAACGCCCACCGUUGGACCAGUCCUCUUCACCGAAACAGUCGUUCAGGAAGAGUUGCUAAACCUGAAGGAAUCGACUUCCCAGGCCCUGGUGCAAUCCCGACCAAGCUGCUGAGGGAGCUAGCUCCCGAAACGGCCAAACUACCAGUCUUGCUCUUCCAAGCGUCAUUUACUCCUGUGUGCCUACCCUCCGAUCGGAAGUCCGUUACCGUCACUUCACUAUUUACGAAUGGAAGUCGAGCGUUUGCAAAUAACUACAGGUCCGUGAGCCUUACCUCCAUCUGUUGCAAAAUCAUGGAGAAAAUAAUUAGAAAGUGUUGAUGCAGUUCCUCGAGCAGAAUCACAUCCCCUCCGGUGCCCAGCACGGCAUUCGAAGUGGUAGGUCCUGUCUCGCGAAUCUGCUCUUCUCACUCGAACGUUGUACCAAAGCACUGAAGAAGGCCAUACGGUGCACGCCAUCUACAUCGACUUCAAAAAAGCCUUCGCCAACAUUCCUUAUCAAUGUCCUUUGCAUAAACUGCGCAACGUAAGAGUUCGUGGAAGCCACCUUGUACGGAUACAGAAUUUUUUUGACUGGACGGUCCUAAAGGGUGCUGGUCAGAUACCAGCAGUCCUCAGAGGCGCCCCACAGGGUUCAUUCUAAGGCCCCAGGUUAUUCCUUGUUUUGAUAAAUUACUGCGUCAGAGACCUGAACAGUGAUGCCGUCCUGUCCGCUGACGACAUAAAAUUGUGGAAAGUUAUUUACAAUGCGGCAGGCGCAGACCACCUGCAAACAAACUGGAACAGGCUCGAGGAUUGAUUGAGGCGCUUUCUUAGGCCAUUCAAUGUAAGUAAAUGCAACUUUCUUCAACUCGGCAGCUGGAGGACCCUCAGCCCCAGCACAUCACUGCAACAAGUUAACAGUCAGAAGGACUUGGGUGUGUGGAUUGCAUCUUCACUCAAACGAACACUUAACUGCGCGAAGGCGACUAAAUCGGUCAUGCAAUAUGUAAGUUUAAAUAAACACGGUACUAAAAUUUUGCCAGUAAUAUAUACACUAAAUAUAAUAUUUUUCAUCGAAAAUGCAGUGCCAAAACUCAAACACAUUCAGUUGUAGAUGAUAUCGGUAAAAUGCAAUGACAGUCAUCCGCAUUAGCGGUAGGUGUAUGCAAGGCGUUGGUUUGGCACCACAGGGCUGUUCUGUCCAGACAAGCGGUAUUGUCCAAGCAAAUAUACAUCUAGUCUUUGCAUGAACGUCUCCGUAGUAUCCGCCAUUAUUACGUCCUCGGGAAACCCGUUCCAGGCACCGACGACUCGCUGUGAAAAACAGAAUCUUCGAACGUCCAGGCGGCAUCGGGACCCUCUAAGUUUUAGGAAGUUUCCACGCAGGUUUGUUAUUGUGGCCAGGGUGAAGAAAUCGUCGAGGUGUAGGGCACAGUCCAGGUUCCUCAAUAUCCGAUACGCCUGUAUGAGAUAACCUCGAACCUGCCUGUACUCAAGAGGAAAGAGAAUAAGUUUACUAAGUCGGCAAUUGUAAGGUAAAGUCCUGAGGCCUUUCACAAAUUUUGUCGCUCUCCUCUGAACUCUUUCUAGCAACUUAUAGUUUUUUCAGCCGCGGGCGCCACGCUUGGAUUCCAUAUUCCAGGUGCGAACGAAUGAACACUCCGUAUACUUUUCCAAAUAACUCUUUGUCUAUGUCUACGUAAGUUCGUUUGAUGGCAAAGAGAGCACUGGUUGCCGUUUUGGCCGCCCUAACGCACUGAGAGGAAGGCUUAAGAAUCGACACAACGUUGAUCCCAAGAUCUUUUUGUUAGGUCACAUUUGAAAGGCACCUUCCACCAAGCAGACUGUUGCUUUGUCGCCAGUAAAUUUUUCUACUCGGGCUAACACGCCCACUUUGCGCGGUCAUCCCCUAGAACAACGCGCGGGUAAAGCAAGAACCAAUGUGUGGACUUGACACGUACUAAGCCGCCCAACUACCAGUCGCACAAGCCCUCACGUAACCAGCCAUCUAACUUACAUUUCCAACACCGCUUACAAAGUGUGAGUAGUCGUUCGUGUUUGCCAUUUUUGGACCAGCAGACAGUUCCCUACCUUUCUCAUGCAAUUAUGUUAACAAUCUCUCUCUCUCUCUCUCUCUCUCUCUCUCUCUCUCUCUCUCUCUCUCUCUCUCUCUCUCUCUCUCUCUCUCUCAAUUUUCCUCUUAUCGGCGCCUUUUCGUAGACAAUCUGUAACAGGUAGGGAGCUCGAAGGCGUUCACCUAUCUUUCCCUUCGUAAAACUAAACUUAACUACGCCAGAUGGCGACAUGAUGAACCAAAAUACGAGUUGGGGAACAGAGGAGGUACCACGAGCAAGGUCACCAGCGCGCCUUGUACGAACUCACCCCUGCGCGGUACGUGGAGUACAGGCAUACAGAAUCCAAGACCAUCAGCUCCUCCACAAUGCGAUGGACAAGAAAAUCUCCAGGUUCGACUCCACGGAGCCAAUUUUUACUUACGAGAAGUUCUUAGCCAUGAACAGAGUCGUGCACUGUUUAAAUCAGUUGGACCCCAGCCCUUGACGGAGGUCUGACGGUUUACACAUUCAUAUUCAAAACAAAGAGCCUGUGGCUCGGUAGUUAGGACGUUGAACUCCCAAACGACAGGUCGCAAGUUUGAACCCCAGGUGUUCCACACUUCGGGGUUGGGUAUGACUGGCUGAGGACGGCCAAUAAGCCAGAAACAGCCAUCCCAGUCUCCCUUGUCGUUGUUAACAAUCUAUUUCUACAUCCAUAGAAUGUUUUUGCGACCGGUUUACUAAAUUCCUCCGACCUAUGCUGUUUAUCGGAAAAGGUAAUGUAGACCAGCGGAAACGCCAAAACAGUUUGCCGAGCACUUAUGUCGACUUUCAGACGCGAUGCAUCCAACCCUCACCUUGGCCAACAAAAAUAAUGCAUUGUCUCACAUUAUAAAAUGGCCGAGUACCUUAAAGUUAGUCCAUUUCCUCCUACUGUAGCCGCCGGGCCGUGAGGUACCAACAGGCGAGCAACUCACGUUGUGUUCAACCAGUGACAUUAAAACUGAGAGAGGUCAUAAGAGACCACGAUGCCUGUGAAAUGGUCGGUCAGCCAAAGAUCGACCCAACACGGCCUUCGACCUUCGACAAAACCUAUUCUUGUUUGAAACUCGGUAAUUUUGGCAUGUGUAACGCGGUUGCCACACUCCAACAGGUGGUGUUGGUGUACAUGUACAACGCUAUUCUAUUUAUUUAGACGAUGUAGCUGCUGUCGGUUUCGGGUGCCUCUUUCUAGCAUCUACUGUUUGUGUUUUGUAGAAAACCUGACAGUUCGACCGUCGUAACCGAAGGGUGACAGCAGGCACAGUGACAUUUGCGUGAUUCCUUUCACAGUGAUAAUAGACUUCCGUAGCAUCCCACUCCUCCUCCUCCUCCUCCUCCUCCUCCUCCUCCUCCUCCUCCGCCGCCGCCGCCGCCGCCGCCGCCGCCGCCGCCGCCGCCGCUGCCGCCCGGGUCGUUGGUCAAGAAGACCGGAUGUGAGAGAUGACUGACACGACUGAGGCCGCCCAUUGGCGUACCGUCAUGCCCUCUGGUCCACAACAAACACUUGACCAGGAUUGAAAUGAAAACGUACUAAUCUUAGGUCCUUCUAGGAAAAUCUGGCUCCAUAUCCCAACCUCUACUCAACUGGCUAAAUAUAAGUAAACAUCGACCUUAAUGAGUCUUGGUCGCGGAGACUGGUUUUUGGCAGGUCCAACUGCUGUUUUAUUUUAAAAAUGUGGUUUGUAUCGCAACCCAUAGCCUAACAGAGGCUUCACGUCUCACAACACCACCCUUCUUUUUAGAAGGAGAACAAACAAUGAGAACAAGGUUGUCAACGGUGAAUCUAUCCAGCUGGAUAUCAGAGUCAAUGAUUAGCAUGGAUGUCGUGACUCUCGUUACCCAUGCUCCUCUCAGACGCCUAUACGGAGCCAGUCUUGCGCAUAAAUGUACAGCUGUCGAUAUCAUGCGGGCGACGAUAACGAGGAUCCCAAGUUCAAAAUCAGGGGGACGGACUUCAGGGGGCCAGUUCCCGUUGUUUUCUAGAGCAGAAACGACUCUAAAGUCAACCAGAAGAGUUAUAUGAAAGUGAGUAAGCGAGCGUCUGCGCAAGCCCAGACUACGAGGCGCAGUUGAGUUCGUCAGGGAUGUUAUUUCGGCUAUUAACAUCGAGCUCACAGUCACUCCGACGCGCCUGAAUCAGCGGCGAGAAUCAAUGUAUUUUCAUGUUAUAGUCAUCCGCCGAACUUUCUUCUGCAGAUAGCCUCUAGCCGUAUCUUUCCGGCUGGAAUGCUCGUAGGUUUGCGGCCCUCCUUUAUUGUCUAACUUUAUCAGACGUGUGUCGGUAUAGCCUCCCCCACUUCCCCCUUCCCACUAUAUUUGUUGUAAAUAGACGUGAUCUUCCCUCUUUGUGUCUAGCUCUCCCCACACAAAUGACCUCCCCUCCCCAGUGACUUUCGAAUGGGUGCGAACGGUGGUGACAAUGUCCUUGGUCACACAAUCGCCGAGUACUACAAUGAGAAGGUUCUAGAAAAUGGCUUAGUUGUGUACUGAAAAGAAAAAUACACCCCAGUAUCCCUUUGUGUAGUGGCUCUCCUUGACAAUGCACUUUUUAGGAUAUUUCCCAAUGAACUCUCAUCAAUCACGGAAGUAGAUCAACAAAGAGAGAAGGGCAGCAGCCAUUAUUUGGCUUGAUAAUGUCCCCUUUAUCCAGUCACACACCCCAGUCACUGGCCGGACUUUCAGUUUGUCUGCAGUAAUUGACGAUUAUUUUCUUUACCCGAAUUUGGGCGCCGCAUGGACGAUACGCCAUGUCGUCUACGGAAGAGUCACGCCGAUAGAUGGGGACAUAUUUUUACGGCAUAUCAGCUCUUUCCUAAGUAAAAUGCAGCUAACGAGCUCCAUUCUGUAAUGACAAGUCAUCAGCCAUGACUUGGGAGGCUGUCCACUGGCGGUGCAAUCCCAUCCAUCAAGCGACUAAGGAUGAGGCUGCAAUGGCCCCUUAACGUGACGUUUUUGACACUACCAUCUACACGAGACCCGAUAGCCUCCUCGCCUGAACGUAGUCCGGUGCAUGAGCAAUAGGGAGGUCGGAUCGGUUGUGAUACGCGUAGAAGGACCGCACUGGACCCAAGAACCGGAGCGCCUCGUUCUAAAGCUGUCAGGAGUAGGGAUAAGAGGAAAUAUUCUAAACUGGAUUCAAGAUUUCCUAAACGGUCGUGGACAAAAAAGUCAUUGCGGGUGGCUACUGCUCAGAAUGGGAGCCUGUUACAAGUGGAGUCCCACAGGGGUCAGUUCUUGGACCGCUCCUAUUCACUAUCUAUGUAAAUGACCUAGUACGGGAAGUGAAAUCGGACAUAGCGCUCUUUGCAGACAAUCUCAAACUUUGGAGAGCAAUUAAAGACGAAGAUGACGUCAAGCGACCACAAGAGGACGUAGAAAAUUUGCACACAUGGAGCAAGAGAUUGUGCAUGAAAUACAACGUCAAAAAAUGUGCCGUAGUGCAUGCAGUAUCAGCGAGGCCAAGAACAAAUGCACCCUCACAACAGUAUCUUCUGGACAAUCAACCACUUAAAACCGCAGAUGUGCAAAAAGAUCUCGGUGUAUUCAUUAAAGACGGUGUAAACGUCACCACGCAGUUUUCUAAAAUCGCUGCUCGGGCAAGGUCAGUCAUGAGCGUGAUACGCAAAAACGUUUAUUCACUUGAAUACGGAUGUCUUUGAUAAAGUAUAUGGGACAUUUGUGCGGCCGCACCUGGAAUAUGCGGUACAGGCUUGACGGCCGUGGCUUCGCAAGGAUAUAGAUAUCCUUGAAGGUGUACAACGGCAUGCUACAAAGGCUGUUCAUGGUCUCAACAAUUUUGCGUACGAGCAAUUCCUGACGGCUUUGAACCUCUAUCCCCUCCACUACGGGCAGGACAGAGGUGACCUCAUAGCAACGUUCCAGUUGGUAAAAGGACCUAAUCUGGAUGUCGACCGGGAAACGUUUUUUUAAAGUGGCCUCCAAGUCUAAUCUCAGACGACAUGAUUACCAGCUUAAAAGGGAACUGUGUCACACAAAUCAACGUUCCUCCUUCUUCUCACAGGGGGUCAUUCGCCAAUGGAACUAUUUGCCGGAGUAUGUUGUUAAUUCCUUUACCGUGAGCGUGUUCAAGAGACAACUGGAUACUCAUCUGCUGAAAGGCAACCCAAACUGCCGAAGCCUGAUCUAACGGUUUACUGAAAUGACUACAAAUAUACUACUAACAUGAUUUUAACAGAUUCUUUUUUGUGCGUUAAACUUAGCCCAUAUGGAAAUUUUCGCAGUCCGAAUGCGGUGAAUAAAGUUCUUCGCAAUCAUUUCGCGAAUACCAUACCCCUUUCGCAUUUAUGUUCCAUCAUUAGAUUUAGGAAUUCUCCUUACAAAAACUACAAGCUAAAUUUUCGCAAUUUAACUAUUUUUUCCUUACCGUCUAAAUGGAGUUUUCAGGGCUUCAGUCGUUUACUCCAUAUAUACUGACUGACUGACGGUAACCCUGACUUUGUCGUACCAUCGGAGCACGGUGGGCGGGGAAGGAGGGAGCAAUAACGGUGUGGCAUAAGUCCACUUCACGACAGAUACUCUUGUGCCCGCCUUCCCCGACGGUAGGGCAUCUCGUUGACCGCGACAAUCGAACAAUCACAUAAGACUGAGGGGCCUGCUGCGGGCAUAGAGACACCUGUGAAUCUGGAGUGUUGAAACCCCUAACAGUAUUUCUGCAUUUCAGAUGCAAUGGUUGGGUGGAAUUCAAAUACAGUACGUGACCUAUCUCUUGAAAUCUGAUAACGGAAACUGAUGCGAGAAUUUAUGGACGUCUUUAAGUUUGCGUAUUUUGUUCGCUCAUCCACAUCCUUCAAUGAAAUGUCCUUUUUGUGCAGAAAUGGUGUUUACGUAAUGGUAUCAAGUAAAAUAUCAGUAAAUUUUAUCGAAAGUGGACGUUGGAAUAGAUUCGUGCAAUUUCUUAUGCUGAUACAGGUCCUAGACUCCGGUUACGCAUCUGAGUGACUGUUUAAUUGAAGGGAUAUUAAUUUACCAGCGAGAGUUUUAAUAAACGGAUUUUGCCGAACUUAAAAAUUUGUUUUAUGUCCGAUGCUAACCGUGGUAAUCAACUUGCGGAAACAAAGGUUAUUUUAGGAAAACCGGACAUUUUAUCAAUCCCUAAAUGUCAACUUAGCAGAUCUGUGCGAUUUGAUGCCCUAAAGUGCAGUAAUAACGCAGAUAGGGAUUCAUUCGUUUAAAUGGGCCGAAAUUAUUUUGCCGUUUGGAAAAUCCUACCUGAUGUCACAUAAUUGACCACCACCGAAUGGUCAUCUCCAGUUUUGAACAUACGAAAUACUACUUUUCGAGUAGUUUAGCUUCCGGAACAGUUCUGCAUCCCUCCAUGCCCAAACUCUGUCGUCACCCCUCCUGCUAUUGUAGCUUGGCCAACUUCAACAGGUGGUUGGCUAGUCGUGACCCCUGUCAUCAAUGCGAACUUUGUUGGCUUUGAGAAGCCACGGUGUGGUGUACUCCUAUUCGGGCACCAAUACCUAUUUAUGUAUACGUAGAACUUUCAAUCGAACUUUUCAUCCGCACCUCCAUGCUACCGCACUGGCCGGCUUCUCGUAAUUGCCUACGUAGUUUCAGCUUUUCAUUGCAGGCUGUUCGUCUUUUUUUAAACAGACGACCGCCUGAGAUGGCAGUUGAAAGACUUCAAAGACAAAACCGGAGAACAGUGUUUCAGCGAAGCGCUACCUCGAUAUUAAUAGUCCUCAUCUCAACCGUUGGAACGACGAGAUCGCUGACGGGGCCUAAUAAAACAUAAUUGCAUUUUCCAGCCUACCUCACCUAUGUCGAUUGUACUUUUAAUUGCUGGCCUUUAUCUAAACUAUCAUUGGACAAAGGACUUUAUUCGCCCAGUGCUUCACCUCCAAAUUUGUAAAUCAUUAACGUAGAGACAGGGAGCGAUUGUGAGAGAAAGAGAGCCCGCCCGUCAGACAGACGGCUAAUGAGAUUCGCUAGGUUUCAGUAUUUAUAAGACUGCGUUGGUCACGCAUCCGCUCGUCUUUUUGUUGGCAGACCCUCCUCCACUCACCUACAAUGCCUAUCAUUCAUAGCAUCUGUUUUCUGCUCGCGUAAGUUAUCGGUUGACCGACCGCGCCCGAGUGGCUGUUCUCCGAGCGACGUGAGGAUCGCUGUACGCUCAAAUAGGAAAAAGCAUCUAAUCUGCGAGGGCUAAGAAUAGCAGGCGGCGAGGCAUUGGUGAAAUUCGGUUCGAUAAAAUGCUUCUGGAUGGUGAGGAGAAGUUGGCAAACUUGCGUUCACGUCUGGCAGACUUCAGAAGCCGGCAGCCGACAUCUCAUCAGCACACUGCGAACUGGAAUCGCCCGCAUGCGGGAGACGGCGCCGAAGGACUCACUACCAGAGCAGGAAGCGUCAGAAGUCCGUUAUUCCAUCUAGCAGAGUUGCGGUCAAGGCAACGAAACGAUAGAAACGGAGAAUGGAGGAGCGGGUGGGAGAACGCGUACCAUCAGUAAAGAUGAGUGGCUUCAUCCGUUACACCUACCCGUUAGACCUGGUCACAAUUAUUGAACGAGGUCACAACCGCGUGAGUUGCGACUCGCUUUGGCGAUGGUUCUACGGUCAUGAAGAUCAGCUAGACCUGGGUACGAAGCCAUGCUGGAGGACUCAUCCGCGUCCAUAACUUGCAGCUGCCUCCCGGAGUGAUACAGACAACCACGACGACGGGAAGGACUGAUUGUAUAACCUCUCUUCCCUUCCUGGAGAUGGAUUCCAGAUCCAGUGCAAAAGAAGAGUUCCAAAAACUGUUUCUUCUACAGUUCGAAUGUUCGUCCUGGAAUGUUGGUUUUCUCAUCAGGAGUGAUUUUGAAUGACGAAACCGAAGAGCGUGAGAGAGAGAGAGAGGAGAGAGAGAGAGAGAGAGAGAGAGAGAGAGAGAAGAGGAUGCAUAUUCCCCACGCGGACUCACUGUUGUCUGGAGAAUGUGCGCAAACUUUAAAACCCAACUGCGACUGGAAUCCUGCGCCAGAGUAAGUAGCAACACCUAAGCUCAUCUUGAACUCUUGCACUGCAAACCCGGAGGCCGAUUUACGUUCUCUGCGACUCUUUUUGUACCCAAGGCUCAGAUACUGCCACUACUACUACCAUCAUCACCACCACUACCACCAUCAUCGCCGCCGCCACCACCACUACUACCACCACCGCCGCCACCACCACCACCAUCAUCAUCACCACCGCCGCCGCCGCCAUCCCCACCACCACUAAGAUAGUACUGCCGGGCGCACGAGGCGUGACAACUUCUGUGAACCCCAGACUACCACCGCCACCACCUUUUCCUCCUAAGAGUGUCUCGGUACAGCCGUCGUAAGACGCGCAACCGAUGAUAACCAUGCUUUAUUUAAGACUCGCGAUCGAUCAGGCGUCCUGCCGUGCACGUGGUCAACUUAUGUUCCAAGCACAGCGCCUCAUCAAAGAGGAAAGACUUCGUAUAAUGCGGCAACUUUAAAUAUUUCCAUCACUCGGAAUAAUACUUCCUGCGGCACUGCCAAGCAGUCAGUUAACUUUUCAUAAAAGUGACGACUAUACGAAUUCUUUCUGAUGCAUCCUCGAAAAGAUCAUUCUGAAAUACCGCAAAGGAACAAUUCCGGGGCUACACUUUCUUCCAUCUGCUACAAACCCAGUCAGACUGAGAAACCGCAUAAAGCGGUGAAUACGAAAGUGAGGACUUCGGAAUCCGCGCCUCGACAACAAAGCAUCAAGUGGAAAGACGAAACGCCGGCCACUACAGUAGCCGUGAAGACCAACUGUGGCGAUCGUCUGUGUGACCUCCGUCAGAAUAUCGAGUGUCUGGUUCAGGAAGUCCAGCAGGAGAGCAAUAGCCUGCUCGACUUGGUACAACGAUCCCGUGAAUCACAGGUAACUGAUUCGGACUGCCCAUCUUCAGCGCAACUCAAGCCGGCAAGAAAAGGUCGUUGGAAAUUGUCAAAGUCAGGACGUUCGAACAGUACUACAGCUCAGUCGGUGACUUCAGAACGCCCCGGCAGUUGUACUAGCCAACGGUCUCCCUCCCCCCUACUGGCCGAUUGUUGUACAAAGCUGUCGCCGGCGGGUUGCGAGUUGUCUCCCAAUCUCGAAUCCCUGCAGGAGCUGGGCUGGAUUUCUCAGGCCAUUUCCACAGACAUGCACAGUCUGGCCAUGAGCAAACGUAAUGCCAACCAACCGUCCGCCUGUUGCAACCCUGCGCCAAACACUGAAUGUAACCUGACUAUGCUGCAGACACUGAGAGAACUGAAUGCCUGCGCUAGAACGCUCAUGAGGGACGUUAGCGAAACAACAACGUGCAUGAUGGAGGAUCGUAUCCGCCGGGCCUGUUGCCCCCCUCCUCCGCCACCGCCGCCUCCGCCACCGCCACCACCACCACCGCCACCGCCGCCACCACCUCCGCCCCCACCGGAUACCGACCCCCUCAUUCUGCAAGCACUGCUGGAGAUCAAGUAUGGCAUUACUAGCAUCGACAGGGGCAUGCGAGAGAGGGCACAAAGCGCACGCAAGUCGCGCAAGAGGACCCCGGAUGCACAACCGGCUAUGCGGGAGACCUUCAACGUCAUUAAAGAGAGUAUCCGAGCUCUGAGCACUCCAAAACCUUCUCAGACGCGCGCCGUGGCUUUGGCACAGAUGGCCGCUGCUGCGGCCACAAAACGAGCCCAGGAAGCUGAGGAGGAGACUCAGGAUCAGAUACAACACCUGAUGCGAGACAUCCGUGACAGCGUUUUCGCCCUAGAGGACCCCGAGGACACAGAGUCGUCUGAGGAUGAGUAA